Molecule: messenger RNA, 1485 nt
Organism: Ustilaginoidea virens
Lineage: Eukaryota; Fungi; Ascomycota; Sordariomycetes; Hypocreales; Clavicipitaceae
Exons: 4
Coding region: 1-1485 (494 amino acids)
Biological process (GO): G protein-coupled receptor signaling pathway; cell surface receptor signaling pathway
Cellular component (GO): membrane
Molecular function (GO): G protein-coupled receptor activity
Source: RefSeq, a predicted model, not a curated record
AUGGUGAACCUUACGGGCGUCAAUCUUUGCCCACCGCCGUUUGCGGACUCUAAUUUAUUUUCUCACAGCAAAGGAUACGUUGAUGGUCGAUUAUGUCAAACAAUCACAGAGGACUUGAAAUGUUGCCUGCCUUGUCCGUUGACCCGUUGGGUAUAUCCAGAUAGCUUCGACACAUUGACGCUGGCGGCGAACUGGGUGGCUACAGUUGGUUUGAUAAGUUGCAUUUAUCUUCUUGCUUCCUGGGUGGUUUUGCCCGUGGAAAAGACCUGCAGACAUUAUCUCAGUGUAUGUAUGACUUUGAGUAUCCUCUUGAUAAGUCUCGGUCUUGUUGUUCCCUUGGCUGCUCAGCCCGAGCAAUGCUACGACACAAUCACUCCCAACAGCAUGUCAAGUAGCCGUGUCUGCGGCGCAUCAGGAACCUUUCUGAUGCUGGGGGGUUGGUCCGUUGUCGUCUGGGCAUUCCUUCGAUCACUGUCACUGCAUCUACAGAUUUGUUGGCAGGUGCUCGUGGGAAGGAGCUUCAUGUUUUUUGCCCAUGCUGCUGGUUGGGGUAUUCCCUUGAUCGACCUGUGCCUGAGUCUUGUAUUCAGCGGUGUCUCGUUUCGAUUCGGACCAACGUGUCACAUCAACCACAAAAACAGCCUCGCAGUUUUCUGGAUUCCCCUAAGCAUCUUUGCGGGAGCGACCGUCAUUAUAACCUUUGCAACGUUUGGAUAUUGUGUCAAGGUUUACAUACUAUCGUUAAAGGACACCUCAGCCUCGACUGAGGCUUCAAGCCUGCCGACUUAUACGAACAGCUUACGGACAGUCACGCCGCGCCAGGCUUACCGUCGUGUGAAACGUGUCAUUGCCUUGCAGUGGCGCGGCAUCGCCAUCGUCUUGAUUAUUAUUUGUGACGUCAUCUUCUUCACGUUUAUCUUUGUGUUUCAGGACAACCUCGUGCAAGCAGUCAAAUCGGAUCCGAAGCUCACCGAGAAAUGGGUCAUGUGUCUCAUCGGUUCAGCAGGGGACAAGAAUGCAUGCCUGGAAUAUGUAGGCCAUGUUGUCGUUAACGAAGCCACCGUUUCUAGUGUACUUUUCUUGCUCGCGUUGAACGGUUUGUUCGCUAGUUUUCUACUAGGUCGCCUUUCGAUGGCGGUCACUUGGGUUGAGCUCUUCAAAUCGUUGCUGAUGGGCGGUGCAAAGCAAAAAGAAUUUGUUUCAGUAGAUGCUCGCCAGGACCUCAAAAACGAUCCGUGGCAUUCACGUUCUUACGAAAUGAUUUCCAAGGAUUCUGGCGCUGCGGUAAAAUCAACCUCUCCGGUGAAAUCACCUUCGCCAUGUCGAUAUACCCCCGACUACUCGAGGCAGACAUCACCAUAUCAUGCUCCAGCGAGUUCUUUCUCUAGUCCCCGGUCGCCACAGCAAACCCCGGGGAUUUGGCAAGGGACUCCUGCUGGGCCUGAUUGUGAAAAGAUGAACCCCCUUGGUAUGAAUAAGAUCUGA